Messenger RNA from Brachypodium distachyon (stiff brome), 2159 nucleotides. RefSeq names its product pentatricopeptide repeat-containing protein At1g33350. Lineage: Eukaryota; Viridiplantae; Streptophyta; Magnoliopsida; Poales; Poaceae. The record is from RefSeq and is a predicted model, not a curated record. The transcript has a single exon. Gene Ontology annotation, biological process: RNA modification. Bases 154 to 1476 code for a protein of 440 amino acids. Gene Ontology annotation, molecular function: protein binding; RNA binding.
CCCUGGCGUGACAGUUCGCGCUUUGACCUUAUUGGCCGCCCCCAUGACGCGGCAGCUUCACGGUCCUGCAGUCCCGCCCCAGUUCCAAACCGAAGCAGCCGCGCCGGCGUCACGCCGCUCUCAUCGCGGCGUACGGCCACGCCCCUACUCCCCAUGCCCCUUCCUCAACACCUCGCCGCCGGCGAACUCCUCGACGCCCUCCGCGGUGCCGCAUGCCCCUCCUCGGCCCUCCACUUGUACUCCCUCCUUCGCAUUCGCCUCCGCCCCACAGAUCCCUCCUCCUUCGCCUGGCGCGCCGCCCUCUUGGCGCUGAAGCCCCUCUCCGCCGCCUCCUGCCUCCCUCUUCUCUCCCACUUCCAUGCCCACCUCCUCAGGUCCAACCUCCUUGCCUACCCUCACGUCGCUUCCUCCCUACUACAUUCCUAUUCACUGCUCUCCCCUUCCGUCGCCCACCACAUGUUCGAUCAAAUACCCCCUGCCACCUGCAACCUUGUCGUCGUUAACGUCAUGCUCGCGUCCGUCUGCCGUUCCUCCGACCUCGCCUCCGCGCGUCUAUUCUUUGAUGGCAUCCCUGACAAGGACGUCGUCUCUUGGUCGACUAUGCUCGGUUGUUAUUUCUCCCACGGUCGCCUCGCUGAUGGCCUUGCCUUCUUCCGAGCAAUGACAUUCACCACCCAACUUGCUGCAGAUUAUGUAUCGCUCGUCACUGUCCUUACGGGCUGUGCGUCGGCUGGCUUGCUGCCACCGUUCUGCAGGUCCGUUCAUGGGUAUGCUGUCCGGCGCUGCGUCCCGGCCAAUAGGCACCUCGGGACGUCGCUCAUUGAUUGCUAUGGAAAGGCUGGCCGUCUUGAUUAUGCUUCCCGUGUGUUUGCACGGGUGCCUUCCAGGAGUGUAAUGCACUGGACUGCCAUGAUUUGUGGGAUGGCUAUGCAUCUGCGAAGUGAUGAGGCUAUCCGGCUGUUUGAGAAGAUGCGUUGGCAAGGGGUGCAACCAAACAAGAUGACAUUUACAGCUGUGCUCAGUGCAUGUGGGCAUGCUGGUCUGGUGGAUCAAGGGAGGAAGUUCUUUAAACUUAUGUUUGAGAAAUAUGACCUUGAGCCAACUAUACACCACUACGGAUGCAUGGUUGAUAUAUUUGCAAAGGCAGGGCAGUUGGAGGAUGCCUAUGAUGUUAUCAAGACCAUGAGAGUGGAGCCAAACAUUAUCAUCUGGACUUCGUUGUUGGCGGCAUGCAAGAGGUUUAAGAAUUUUGACAUUGCAGUGGAGGGACUGGAGAAAGUCUUGGCAAUGGAGAUAUCUGAUGAAAAUGGUGGAGUAUAUACGCUUAUAUCUGACCUGUAUGCCAUGGGUGGGCGGUGGGAUGAUGUGAUGAAGGUUAGGAGAUUGAUGGAGGAACAUAAUGUGCGGAAGAAAAGAGGGUCGAGCUCCAUUAAGGCAGGCGAACCCCGGGGCUUGACUGUUUCUAAAGUCAGUUGAUCUUCCACAUGGUUUAACAUCUUGAAAGGUUUGGGCUCGAAUGUAGAAUGGUAGUCUAUUUUAAUUAGACUUACUACAGAUGUAUACAGCAGAUAGCUCCACAUGUUGCUUGAUGAAAUCCAGUCGAAGACUUGGGGGAAUAUGCGGAAUGAAUCUUCCGCUCUGAUCUCCUGCAAUGUUGUCUUGACAUAUUGUGAUCACUAUUUGGAUAUAGUUUAGUUGGGAUUAUGAACUGUGAUAUUAGAAGAACGAUUUGGUUGGUACAGGUGAGUCACACGCAUAUGAAUAUUUAAUCAAGAAGUGUUAUGAGUAAGCCGAAUUCAUCACUGAAUAUCAUUGGCUUUCGGAUGGUUUCCAGUCAUAAUCAUGUGAUCCUGAACUGUGUUUCAACCUCUCCAUUGUUCCCAUAUGGUUGUAGAUAGCAGAUAAAGAUGUCUUUGAGCAAUUGCUGCGUAUGGUUUCACGAACUCCUUGCCAUUUUGGCCUUUCAGAGAACUGAAUGCAGACUUACAAUGGGGUUUCAGUUCAGCAGUCAACAAUGCCUUUUACCGCUAUACUAUUUAUACAGGCGGUUUUGUUGCUAACAUUGUGCAUUUCCUCAAAUAAAUUCUCUAACCUUGUCUCCUGAACUUUGUUGAUGAUCUGUCCUUUUGUUGAACUGUACUGGCGUUAGAUUUCAAGAA